CAUUUAUUUUUACAGAACUCUUUGCUUAUUUACGCAUAAUUUUAAUAAUAAAUCAUCGACAAAAGGUUCGAGAGCGUAGCUUUACUAAAAACACUAUGGGUCAGAAAAUAUCUUCGAGCGAUGGCAGAUCACCACUGCGACAAUUGGCAUUUAUUGAACCGAUAAUAUCACGAUCGGCAUCCCGACAUCAUUCUAGUGGCGGCAGCCAUGGUGGAUCAACUGCACGAUCAAAUAGACGUUCAGAUUCCGCACCAAAGCACAAUGGCAGACGUCAUAGUCACCGUGAUCCUCACCGAAGAAACCAUCAUAGACAUUGCAAUGGAAAUCAUCUCUCUGCGUCUGGUGUAGAACCAGAAUGUCCGCAUAGGUUAGACGUUCUUUUGGAUAUGCCACCUGCAAAUAAAGAAGACCAGCUUAAAAAUGGAUGGAAUUCGGAAGAUAAAAGCAUCAAUGUAUUCGUUAAAGACGACGAUUUAACUAUGCACAGGCACCCAGUUGCCCAAUCUACAGAUGGUGUUAGAGGCAAGAUCGGGUUUUCCCGGGGACUUCAUUGCUGGGAAGUUUCGUGGAACACGAGGCAACGUGGCACGCACGCUGUCGUUGGGGUCGCCACUGCUGAUGCCCCUUUGACAUGCGUAGGAUAUCGAUCACUAAUUGGAUCUAACGAAAACUCCUGGGGUUGGGACUUAGGCCGCAACAAGUUAUACCACGGCGGCAAACAUCACCGGGACGAAAAAGCUGGCGGCAGCAAAGUUUAUCCCACUUUCUUGGACGCUGACGAAAACUUCGUCGUUCCAGAGAAGAUCCUUGUCGUUUUGGAUAUGGACGAAGGUACCCUAAGUUACGUCGCUGAUGGACAAUAUCUUGGCAUUGCUUUCUCUGGCUUGAAAGGCAAAACAUUGUACCCUGUCAUCAGUUGCGUCUGGGGCCACUGUGAAGUCGGAAUCAAAUACAUCAACAGCUUAGAUCCUGCACCAUUGCCUCUUGCUGAACUCUGCAGAAGACGUGUGAGAAUGUCUCUCGGUAAACCAAACCUUCAUAAAGUUGACGAUUUGCCUUUACCAAACGCCGUAAAGCGAUACAUCAUGUACCGAUAGUUCGUCGUGGGAAUAUUCAUGCAAGUGUUCCGAAAACUUAUGGUGCUGACAGUCCAUGUAUGCAUCCACUGUUCAGUACUGUCGCCUUCGAAGGCGAUGCACCAUGCCAUAUUUGCACACAAGAUUUCGCCGCGUUCCGGUAUGCAGUGAGGGUCUGCGGUAUUUGGCCUGCCCAGACGAUUUUAUUUUCAAGGAUGGCGAGCCACGGGAUAGGUUUUCCAGUGUAAAUUUGGUUUUAUUUAUGCGAUCCCUUCUGAGAGUAGUGCAUGGGAUUCACUGUUUUUAAAAUGUAUGUGCCUGUUUUCACCCCAUGAAAUUACUAUUAAACUUCGGGCAGGUAUUGCUUUUGUGCUCUGCCUUAUGAUUUUAGUGCAAUAUUUCUUGACGGUAAACCGUAUUAAAAUAAGCUUGCGUUAGACCAACUCACACCUAGGCUAAUGUCUUUUGAGUGUUCAACUUUUUCUUAUUUCUUUCCGUUGUUGCUAUUCCUAUUUAACCGUUUUAUUUACGAAACUAUUUGCCAUUAAAUUAUGAAUUAAGUUA
Styela clava is the source of this 1640-nucleotide messenger RNA. Its product is annotated as SPRY domain-containing SOCS box protein 4-like. Gene Ontology annotation, cellular component: SCF ubiquitin ligase complex. The record is from RefSeq and is a predicted model, not a curated record. Gene Ontology annotation, biological process: proteasome-mediated ubiquitin-dependent protein catabolic process. Gene Ontology annotation, molecular function: protein binding. Lineage: Eukaryota; Metazoa; Chordata; Ascidiacea; Stolidobranchia; Styelidae.